AUGAUAAACAACGAUUGCCAAUCAGCUGGCUCUCAAGCAGCUAUGGAUAUAAAAACAGAUGAACGACCGGGGUGUUCUAAGUGCCAGCUCUUGGAUUUGCCCUGGGAGGAUGUUCUUGUCACUCAUGUUUUCUGCUACCUCCCUCUUCGCCAUCUUGUCAGUCUCCAGCGAGUCAGCAAGAGUUUCCGUUCCCUCAUACAAGUGUACCUGGCCAACUGUCGCGUGUUUGACGCCACACAGUUAGGACCUCACAUUCCCAAAGAGGCCUUCUGCAACAUGUUACAGGACAACAAAGUCCUUCAGAGCCUGGCAAUCCAGAACUGCUCAGACUGGAUCACUGACAUUGAACUGCUGCCCGUGAUUGGCCAGAACCAGCACCUGCUGCGCGUGGACAUGCGCGGUUGCUCCCGUUUGAGUCGCCACUCUCUGGUAGCUGUGUCAUUAACCUGCGGGCGGCUGCAGCACCUGGGCUUGGCGCAUUGUGAGUGGGUGGACAGUCUAUCUCUGCGCAGCCUGGCUGAUCACUGCAGGGAGCUGCGUUCGCUAGACCUCACCGCCUGCCGGCAGCUGAAAGAUGAGGCCAUCUGUUACCUGGCCAGGAAGUGUCGGGUGCUGCGUUCGCUCUCUGUGGCGGUCAACGCUAACAUCACGGACGUGGCUGUGGAGGAAGUGGCCAAGAACUGUAGGGAGCUGGAGCAGCUGGACCUGACAGGCUGUCUCCGUGUACGCAACGACGCCAUCAGGACUGUAGCAGAGUACUGUCCCAAACUGCAGUCCCUUAAGGUUAACCACUGUCACAACGUCACUGAGUCCAGCCUUGGCCUCCUGAGGAGACGCAACGUGGACAUUGAUGUAGAACCUCCUCUGCAAAGAGCACUUGUGCUCCUACAGGAUGUGGUGGGCUUUGCCCCUUUCAUCAAUCUCCAGAUAUAG
Chanos chanos (milkfish) is the source of this 933-nucleotide messenger RNA. RefSeq names its product F-box and leucine-rich repeat protein 15 (gene fbxl15). The record is from RefSeq and is a predicted model, not a curated record. Gene Ontology annotation, molecular function: protein binding. Lineage: Eukaryota; Metazoa; Chordata; Actinopteri; Gonorynchiformes; Chanidae. Bases 1 to 933 code for a protein of 310 amino acids. Gene Ontology annotation, cellular component: cytoplasm. The transcript is spliced from 4 exons.